Molecule: messenger RNA, 1106 nt
Organism: Guyanagaster necrorhizus
Lineage: Eukaryota; Fungi; Basidiomycota; Agaricomycetes; Agaricales; Physalacriaceae
Exons: 6
Coding region: 54-1019 (321 amino acids)
Source: RefSeq, a predicted model, not a curated record
GGGGCAUUAACAACGACGUCACCGUUCAAUACCUUCCUCUACCAAUCUACACGAUGGAAGGUCUACCUAUCGACAUGUCGCAUCCGGCAGUGCGAGAAUAUCUCUCUCUAGUGAGACUCCAAGUUCUAACGCCACUCUCACUGUUGAUCAACGUCGCAACUGUAAUAGUGUGCUCAGUCGUCGUUCAUCCUUCUGCAGGCGAAAUAUCCAAGUUGUAUCCUACAGUCAUCUCUCCAAGACCGUCCGUGAUUGCGGCAUAUGUCAUCGCAAUAUAUGUAGCUCAGAUUGGCUAUUGCAUACUUCUUGUACUCGUGGGGAAACCGGAGACGAAAAAGACUCUGAUAAAGGGCUCCGGAUUCUCGCUUGUCUUGUCAAAUUGGGUCAUGGCACUGUGGGCCAUAACAUGGACAGUGCAAUGGUUUCUGCUGUCCACUAUUCUUCAGGGCAUCCUCCUGCUUCUGUUGCUAUAUUCCAAUGUCGUUCUUCUAAUCUACCAUCUGCCCACUGCUAAACGCCCAUUUGACACGAUGCUCAUUCAUGCGCCGAUGCGAUUCUUUCUUGUUCUUCAAAUUGGGCUGAUGUUUCCUCUUAGUCUUUUCGUGACGCUCGGGCUUGUACAAACUCCGACUACGCCAGGACCCCCGAUAGACCCCAACGCGUACCAGUGGGCCGGGUUUGGUGUGGUUCUUGGGACAAAUAUUCUCGGCCUUUUGGUCGUCGUGCUCCGCCGCGACAUAGUCUGGUGUGUAGCAGCCACAUGGAUAUGCAUUAGUAUCUGGUCUUUACGACCUAAACCGGCGCCUGUUUAUAUAACUGCCAUCUUGUUUACGGCAUUUCAUCCCCUCGGACUCUUAGCUUCUAUGAUCUAUUCUCAGGUCUACAGGCCUUCCCGCAUUUCACUGCCGGGCGAUGAACAUCCCGGGCUACAUCCCAACAGGAGAGGCUGCAGUAGCGGCAAUCAAAAUCACCGAGAAGAUCGAGCAGCACGAGAAGUUGACGAGGAGGCGGUUUGGGGCUAGAUUAUCUAUUUCAACGAUUGGUCUACAAUAUGGUCCGUAUAUAUUCGUUUUCGGUGGGUGCAAUCUAACUACCGGUUCAUGUUACAA